AAAUGUAUUAUCUCUACAACUAUCUAGGUUCUGGAAAAAUUGUGGUUUUCACAGUAGACUACUAACCACGAGUCCUUGGAUUUUUAAUAGAUUUGUUUUUUGAAAAGAUUUUUGCAUUGAUCGAGCCAAUUCUACAAGGCAAUGGAGGGCUUGGUUGGGCCACGGUUGUACAGCUGCUGCAAGUGCCGGAACCAUGUAUCUCGUCACGACGAUAUCAUUUCCAAGGCUUUCCAGUCGGGCAACGGCAGGGCCUUUCUGUUCUCCCAUGCGAUGAACAUUGUGGAAGGGCCAAAAGAGGACCGACACCUUAUUACAGGUCUCCACACAAUUGCUGACGUAUUUUGCUCUCAUUGCCGGGAGUUGCUGGGUUGGAAGUAUGAACGAGCUUACCAGGCACCCCAGAAGUACAAAGAAGGCAAAUUCGUGCUCGAAAAUAUUAAAAUCGUCAAGGAAAAUUGGUAGCAGACAGUAAUGGCUGUGAAUCCAUCUUCUUCUUCUUCUUUUUUUAUUGUUUACAGCUAAUUAAUUACUUCCUGCUUGUAUUUGUGGGCUUGCACAAAAGAAUUGAAGGGUGCAAAAGAUUUCAUUUUUAUUGAGGGAAUUUGUCAUUAUUCUUCUCA
Molecule: messenger RNA, 620 nt
Organism: Alnus glutinosa
Lineage: Eukaryota; Viridiplantae; Streptophyta; Magnoliopsida; Fagales; Betulaceae
Product: protein yippee-like At4g27745
Exons: 3
Coding region: 142-462 (106 amino acids)
Source: RefSeq, a predicted model, not a curated record